UGUUGGAACUGCUCCAGUUAGGGUGGGGAUUGUGGAGACAUGAGGACAGAGCUAGAAGAAACACUGUGAGGUAAACAGAGAGCAAUAGAAAGGAGAAAGAUCAGUCUGUUUUUGCUUCCAGUGACUAGAGAAUGAACAUGGCAAGCAGAGUGAUAUGUGGUAAGGGACGCACGGCCAACCCAAAGCUCUUCACCCCGGCCUUCUCUCAGACAGAUUCCAUCAGGAAAGGAGGAGGGAAGAGGAGGAUGUUCUCCUUUUCACUACGGUGUCGACUCGGCAUCAUCAGAGGGAGGACCAAAGAUGACGGGCCCUACUCUAAGGGCAACAAGGACUCUGGAGGGACCGACCAUGCCUCCAGGAGACGCAGUAUUGCAGAAGACUACCGGGGUGUGACCACCGUGGACCUAAUAAAGAGGGAGGGCAGCAGCCUGGGCCUCACCAUCUCCGGGGGGUCCGAUAAGGACGGCAAGCCCAGAGUGUCCAACCUACGGCCAGGUGGGCUAGCUGCCAGGAGUGACCAGCUGAAUGUGGGAGACUACAUCAAGUCUGUGAACGGCAUCAACCUGUCCAAGCUCCGCCACGAGGAGAUCAUCAGCCUGCUGAAGAACAUUGGGGAACGUGUGGUGCUGGAAGUGGAGUACGAAUUACCUCCCUUUGUCCAGAAUGCUCCCUCGGGUGUCAUAUCUAAGACCAUAGAGGUGUGCCUAUACAAAGAGGGUAACAGCUUUGGAUUCGUCAUGAGAGGAGGGUUCCAUGAAGACUGGCACAGGUCUCGUCCUCUGGUAGUGACCUACGUACGGCCCGGGGGUCCUGCUGAUAGAGAGGGCACACUGAAGGCUGGUGACCGCGUGCUGAGCGUGGAUGGGAUGCCCUUAAACCGAGAGAAGCACGCUGACACCCUCACUAUGCUGAUGCAGUGUAGCCAGGAAGCCCUGUUCCUGAUUGAGUAUGACGUCUCCGUCAUGGAGUCUGUGCAGCAGGCCUCUGGCCCCCUGCUGGUGGAGAUAGUGAAGUGUCCUGCAGCCAGCCUGGGUGUCAGCCUGGCUACUGCAGUGUACAGGAACAAGCAGGUCAUCGUCAUUGACAAAAUCAAACAGGCCAGUGUGGUGGAGAGGUGUGGGGCAUUGCAUAUAGGUGAUCUUCUCCUAUGUAUAGAUGGGACCAGUACUGAGCACUGUUCCCUGAUGGAGGCCACGCAGCUGUUGGCCCAAACCUCUGACAUUGUUAAAUUGGAGAUCCUGACAGCCAAUCAGAGCAGACUUCCCAUGAGACCUCAAGACACAGUGAAAGUGGAGAAGAGCAACCUUCACCAUUGGGACCCCACUGUUAACUACAGCCACACCCAACACUGCAAGACAUGGAGCAGUCCCAGCCACCCACUCAACCAGCAGGACCACUGCACAUCUCUGCUGUGUGGUGGCUUCUCCCCUUCCUCCACAGCCACCUCAGGGUACAGCAGUAGCCAGGGCAGCAGCACCCUACCUUGCCCCAUCCCAUCCACCAGCCCCCGUAGCACCACACAUAAGAGACGCCAGAGGAGGAAGGAGCACAAGAGCUCACUGUCCCUAGCAUCCAGCUCAGUGGGCCCUGGGGGUCAGGUUGUUCAUGUGGAGACCAGCGAGGUCAUCGUGAGGGGGGAUCCACUCACAGGGUUCGGGGUUCAGCUGCAAGGGGGUGUCUUUGCCACAGAGACCCUGACCGUUCCCGCAGUCAUCCGCUUCAUCGAGCCUGACAGCCCUGCCGAAAGAUGUGGGUUGCUGCAGGUGGGGGACAGACUCCUGUCCAUCAACAGAAUCCCUACAGAGGAUGGAACACUGGAGGAGGCCAAUCAGCUACUGCGUGACGCUGCUCUGGCCAAUAAGGUCACCCUGGAGAUUGAGUUUGAUGUAGCAGAAUCAGUGGUUCCCAGUAGUGGCACGUUCCAUGUAAAACUGCCCAAGAGGAGAGGAGUGGAACUUGGCAUCACCAUCAGUGCAAGCAAGAGACCUGACAAACCACUGAUCAUCUCUGAUAUCAGGAAAGGAAGCAUAGCCCACAGGACUGGUACGUUGGAGCCAGGAGACAGGCUGCUGGCCAUCGAUAACGUGCGUCUGGAGAACUGCACCAUGGAGGAUGCUAUGCACGUGCUUCAGCAGGCAGAGGACAUGGUCAAGCUCCGGAUCCAGAAGGACGAGGACAACGCUGAUGAGCUGGAGAUGUCUGGUUCCAUUAUCUACACGGUGGAGCUGAAGCGUUACAACGGCCCGUUGGGUAUCACCAUCUCAGGCACAGAGGAGCCCUUUGACCCCAUCGUCAUCUCAGGCCUCACCAAGAAUGGCCUGGCUGAAAGGACUGGUGCCAUCCAUAUAGGGGACCGUGUCUUGGCCAUUAACUGUGUGAGUCUGAAGGGGAAACCACUGAGUGAGGCCAUCCAUCUGCUCCAGAUGGCCGGAGAGACCGUCACCCUCAAGAUAAAAAAACGUCAAGCCGAAUCAGAUGUGCAGCAGAUGUCGGAGCAGGCAGGAUUCCUAAGCGACACAGAGGAUGAGCUGACUGACUCUCAGAAGACCAGUAAACAUUCAGGGGUGUACUCUGCCACCGUGCCCAGCAUGGACUCUGCCAUGAGCUCCUGGGACGGCUCCGGCAUCGACGCUGACUACGGCAGCCAAGGAACGUAUCUCCACAGAGCUGCAGAUUUGACUUUCCAGCCUAAUGAGUGGAGACGCACCAAACCACCCAGGACCCAACCCAACUCCAUCUCCACUGGCCUUACCGGACUUUCCCACCACUCUCACCUCUACGAUGGGAGAUACACUGAGGAUGACUGGGAUGCGGCUGCUGGAUACGCCAGCCCCCCUAGUUACCAUGGCACCCGGAAACAGGAGGAUAGCUUCUGGUCCCAGGCACUGCAGGACCUAGAGACCUGCGGCCAAUCAGAGAUACUCAGGGAGCUGGAGGCGUCCAUGACUGGCAGCACUCUCAGCCUGUAUCUGGAGGAAACGAGGUCCAAGGAUGACUCAGUGCUACAGAGCAGAAUCAGUCCUGUGAAGAGGGGUCCCAUUCAUGACGAGCCCAAAACCAAAAGCAACCUGCAGAGAUCAAACAGGACCAGGGACACACCACCCAGGGGGAGAGGGGAGCCCCAGGAGACCAGCUCCCCUACAACCCUGGAACUACUGAAGGUGACCCUGAGGAAGGACCCAGACUGUGGAGACUUCGGCUUCAGUGUGUCAGACGGCCUCCUGGAGAAGGGUGCCUACGUCAACAUGAUCCGACCAGAUGGUCCUGCCGACCAGGCCGGAUUGAAACCCUACGACCGCAUUCUGCAGGUGAACCGAGCAAGGACCAGAGACUUUGACUGCUGCCUGACCGUCCCCCUCAUCACUGAAGCAGGAGACAGCUUGGACCUGGUAAUCAGAAGGAACCCCCUGGCACAGGCAGAUAAUGGGCCGCCACAGGACUGCGAGGACCCCUCUGAUUCACUGUUGGACUUCCCAUAUUACAGGACCAACAGUAUCGCCCUGUGACCAAGGGCCAGGUGGGAGAUUAUGGAUUAAUAGGCACUGCACAUUAUACACACUGAUUUUGUUUCAUAUCUCUUGUACAGACACACACACAGAACCCCAUUCACACAUGAGCAUACAUUUGUAUGUGAAUAUUCACACACACACUGUCAUUCACACUGUGUGACCAGUGUUAGUCAGUCUAAUCAUGUGAUUUAGAGCAGAGGAGACUCUGUCAGGCUCCUAGGGCUGUUCUGGAAAAAACACAUGUCAUUACAUAACAGCUUCUGGAUGACAACACUAGCGUUGCUCAGUUCUGCAGAAAUCCUAGAGAAAUACUUCCAUCCCAGAGAAGCAGGUGUGUUUGGCACACCACCACAGCAUCUAUUUUUUAUUUUAUUUAUUGUGUGUUUAAUUGACCCUCUGUGACAUUUUGCUGGGUAUUGGUGCAGUUACAUGUACACACACACUUGACACACGAACGUGGGCACAUGCUGUGCUGGACUAUUAUUUAAGCCAUGGGUUGGCUGGCUGCCUUCUCUUUCCCCUCCUGGCCCACAUUGCCAACCCCAAGCAAAAACGGCUAACUAGCACCUCCAAAUAGAUAGAAUGCUAAACUGUCACUCACUGUUACUUGCCAAGCAUUGCAAAUAUUUCUAUUUUAGAUCCCCCCCACUCUAUCCUGAAGUCUAAAAUGUUUGUGAAAAUGGACUUGGUGACUCAGGUCCAGGUUUUAUCCCUGUUAUAAAAAGGCCAUCAUAUGAAGGACAAAUACUUACGAACGACUGUUUUAUCACACCUUCUACUUUGUCCACAACAAAAGUUACAUUUCAGAAUGUUUCUUUUUCUCAUUACAUUUCUCACCCUGUUAAAAGCUACUGGAUAGACAGGGCAGAAGUGUGUAAUUCAUACUUUUGGGAUCAGUGUUUUUGUUUCGCAAGGUUCUUGUCAACGGUUUUAUGUAAUCAAGUUCACUAUUUAUUUUACCAAGCCACACUUUUGUUGCUAGCAUGCACUAGUAGUUCACCUAAAUGAGAUCCAUGCACUGGUAGUUCACCCAUAUCAGAUCCAUGCACUGGUAGUUCACCCAAGUCAGAUCCGUGCACUGGUAGUUCACCCAAGUCAGAUCCGUGCACUGGUAGUUCACCCAAGUCAGAUCCGUGCACUGGUAGUUCACCCAUGUCAGAUCCGUGCACUGGUAGUUCACCCAUGUCAGAUCCGUGCACUGGUAGUUCACCCAUGUCAGAUCCGUGCACUGGUAGUUCACCCAUGUCAGAUCCGUGCACUGGUAGUUCACCCAAGUCAGAUCCGUGCACUGGUAGUUCACCCAAGUCAGAUCCGUGCACUGGUAGUUCACCCAAGUCAGAUCCGUGCACUGGUAGUUCACCCAAGUCAGAUCCGUGCACUGGUAGUUCACCCAAGUCAGAUCCGUGCACUGGUAGCUCACCCAAGUCAGAUCCGUGCACUGGUAGUUCACCCAAGUCAGAUCCGUGCACUGGUAGCUCACCCAAGUCAGAUCCGUGCACUGGUAGCUCACCCAAGUCAGAUCCGUGCACUGGUAGCUCACCCACGUCAGAUCCGUGCACUGGUAGCUCACCCACGUCAGAUCCGUGCACUGGUAGCUCACCCACGUCAGAUCCGUGCACUGGUAGCUCACCCAAGUCAGAUCCGUGCACUGGUAGCUCACCCAAGUCAGAUCCGUGCACUGGUAGUUCACCAAAUCAGAUCCAGGCACUAGAUUGACUCGUUUUAUCACUCAUGAUUAGAUUGUAUUGUACCACGAUUGGUGAUAGUCACAUUAUUUUGAAAAGCUUUGUCACCCACUAAAGGAGUGUUCCUUAUCAUAAACACACUACUUGAUUGUGUUGUUCAGGUCACAUCUCUUUAGAUUUCACCCUCAAUAUCAGCAUCUCCCAUGUGAGGCCAGGAGUUUGUCCUGACUAGGAAAAGCUCAUUGCUCUAGUCCUAUGUAUACACGUUUCAGAAGGCAUUAUACCAGAGUAGCAACUCUCAGGAGUCCAGGGUGUGGUUUCCCCACAAACAGACUCUUAAAUGGAUCACAUCCCCUGCCAAAUGUGGAAUAAAAUACAUUUCAAUUGAGAUGAGUGAUUUCCUUUAAAACCAUUUUCAUGUAUCCGUUAAGGCCCAUACUCAAAAAGGUGUGGCCUUGGAUUAGAGUAUUUUUCUGAACCUCCAUGGCUGUUUCUCCCACCCAUGUUGGUAAGCAUGUAGUUAUAGGAUUUAAUGCCCCACCUAGUAGAAAGCUCACAUUGUUCACAAGGGGGAAUUGUGGAACAUUUCUGCGCUGAACAAUUGCCAUCUCUUUCCUACUCCGUCAGACAGAAGGUUCCCCGGAGAUGUUUCCGUUUUAUCAUGACAUUGUGUGGUUUUAUAAAGCUCUUACAUAACAUGUCUAGCCCUGGCCUGCUUACCAAGCUGCCUCAGUGGAAAUAAGAUGAUUUGUUUAAUUUAAUGUAAUGGCUGGUGUAGAGAUGUAGUGAGACUGCAGUCACGCUGUCCCGUUCAGGGCUCAACUAUCUGCUUUUUAAUCCUCAGGAAGGAAACCAUGUUUUUAGAUUAUUUCAUCACACAUGAAAAAUGUCCCAUUUGAUACAGAGGACUAUGUUGUUUUUAUACAUUUUAUUUGAGGUGCUUCUGAAUAUUAGUCAGUACACGGUCUGUACAUGGUCUCCCUAUGUAUAAUGUUUUUAUUUGUAAUGACAUUCUGCGUGUGGUUUCUGUAUCUAAGAUGUGACUGAGUGCAGUAUCUGUUCUCUGUACAGUUCUUCUGUUUACAUGGUCCCCAGCUGCAGCCAAUCAUUGCUAUUUAAGUAGGGGGGGGGGGUGGAGUGAGCCAAUUUGAAGGAAUUUGUUUUGUGAGAUGUACAUGAAAUGGAUGAAAUUUUAUUCUUUAAAGAGAUUUCCUGCUUUUUAUGAAAAUAAAGAUAUGACUGAUGGGA
Molecule: messenger RNA, 6442 nt
Organism: Oncorhynchus masou masou (cherry salmon)
Lineage: Eukaryota; Metazoa; Chordata; Actinopteri; Salmoniformes; Salmonidae
Gene: grip2a
Product: glutamate receptor interacting protein 2a
Exons: 24
Coding region: 132-3506 (1124 amino acids)
Biological process (GO): neurotransmitter receptor transport, endosome to postsynaptic membrane
Molecular function (GO): protein binding
Source: RefSeq, a predicted model, not a curated record